UCAUUUAACCUUUCCUUUCUUUCCGGUGACUGCUCCACAAAAGACGCUAAAGUAUGUAAAAAAUAUUAAAAUUUAUCGUUGAAAAUCUGUGUAAUCACUACAAUGAUAUGUGUACAGAAUUAAAAAAUGGAUGUUUAUGCCAAAGGCUCAUCGCGUAGCUAUCUACGAGUAUCUCUUCAAAGAGGGUGUCAUCGUUGCCAAAAAGGAUUUCCAUGCUCCCAAGCACCCUGAGCUGGAGACCAUUCCCAACUUGCAUGUUAUCAAAACAUUGCAGUCGCUUCAUUCUCGAGGCCUGGUUAAGGAGCAAUUCGCAUGGAGACAUUAUUACUGGUAUUUAACCAAUGAAGGUAUUGAGUACCUUCGCAGUUACUUGCAUUUGCCUCCUGAAAUUGUGCCGGCCACAUUGAAACGUCCAGCACGCUCAGAGACAAUGCGUCCCCGCCCAGCGGCAUCUGCUCGUACUGGUGACUCUUCGAAGACCGGUGAGGACCGUACUGCUUAUAGACGUGCGCCCGGUGGACCCGACAAGAAGGGAGAUGCUGGUCCUGGUGCUGCUGAUGUUGAUUUCCGUGGUGGAUUCGGACGUGGUGCACGCCCACAAUAAAAAGUGGAUAUAAAAAUAUUCUAGUAACCACUUCUUUAGUUAUAAAAUGAUGUUCCAGACGGGAUUUUUUAUUUUGAAGUAAAUAAAAAAUAAUAAAACUAUCUUGAAA
Bactrocera oleae (olive fruit fly) is the source of this 713-nucleotide messenger RNA. Lineage: Eukaryota; Metazoa; Arthropoda; Insecta; Diptera; Tephritidae. The record is from RefSeq and is a predicted model, not a curated record.